Molecule: messenger RNA, 633 nt
Organism: Cricetulus griseus (Chinese hamster)
Lineage: Eukaryota; Metazoa; Chordata; Mammalia; Rodentia; Cricetidae
Source: RefSeq, a predicted model, not a curated record
GUGAUGCCCAAGACAUUGGAUGGGCAGAUAACCAUGGAGAAGACCCCCAGUUACUUUGUGACUAAUGAGGCUCCCAAGCGCAUUCACUCUAUGGCCAAGGACAUCAAACUCAUUGUGGUGGUACGAAAUCCAGUGACCAGGGCCAUUUCUGACUACACCCAGACACUGUCAAAGAAGCCAGAGAUCCCUACCUUUGAGGUGCUGGCCUUCAAAAACCGGACCCUGGGGCUGAUUGAUGCCUCCUGGAGUGCCAUUCGCAUUGGGAUCUAUGCUCUGCACCUGGAGAACUGGCUGCAGUACUUUCCCCUCUCUCAGAUCCUGUUUGUCAGUGGUGAGCGACUCAUAGUGGACCCAGCAGGGGAGAUGGCCAAAGUACAGGAUUUCCUAGGCCUCAAGCGUGUUGUGACUGAGAAGCACUUUUACUUCAACAAAACCAAGGGAUUCCCCUGCCUGAAGAAGCCAGAAGACAGCAGUGCUCCAAGAUGUUUGGGCAAGAGCAAAGGUCGGACUCAUCCCCGCAUUGACCCAGAUGUCAUCCACAGACUUCGGAAAUUCUACAAACCCUUCAACAUGAUGUUUUACCAAAUGACUGGUCAAGACUUUCAGUGGGAACAGGAAGAGGGUGAUAAGUGA